AGAGAUGCCACACUCGCUCCGCGGUUCGCAUGGCGCUCUGAAGACGCCGGCGCCCGCCGCCUUGAGGAACCGCUGCCCCCGCUCCCUGACGAUGGGGGAACAAUGAAAUAAGCUAGAGAAGCCCUCUUCUCCCCCCUCUCUCUCGCCCCCUCCCCCCUCCCCUCCCCUCUCCCCUUGACUCCUCUCCGAGGCACCAUGCUGACCCGGCUAUUCAGCGAGCCCGGCCUCCUCUCGGACGUGCCCAAGUUCGCCAGCUGGGGCGACGGCGACGACGACGAGCCGAGGAGCGACAAGGGCGACGCACCGCCGCCACCUCCUCCAGCGCCCGGGCAGGGGGCUCCGGGACCCGCCAGGGCCGCCAAGCCGAUUCCUCUCCGCGGAGAAGAAGUACCGGAGGCCGCGUUAGCGGAGGUCAAGGAGGAAGGAGAGCUGGGGGGCGAGGAAGAAGAGGAGGAGGAGGAGGAGGAAGGGCUGGACGAGGCGGAAGGUGAGCGACCCAAGAAACGCGGACCCAAGAAGCGCAAGAUGACCAAGGCGCGCCUAGAGCGCUCCAAGCUGCGGCGCCAGAAGGCGAACGCGCGGGAGCGUAACCGCAUGCACGACCUGAACGCGGCUCUGGACAACCUGCGCAAGGUGGUGCCUUGCUACUCCAAGACGCAGAAGCUGUCCAAGAUCGAGACGCUGCGCCUGGCCAAGAACUACAUCUGGGCGCUCUCGGAGAUCCUGCGCUCUGGCAAGCGGCCCGACCUGGUGUCCUACGUGCAGACUCUGUGCAAGGGUCUGUCGCAGCCCACCACCAACUUGGUGGCCGGCUGCCUUCAGCUCAACUCGCGCAACUUCCUCACGGAGCAGGGAGCCGACGGCGCGGGCCGCUUCCACGGCUCGGGCGGCCCGUUCGCCAUGCACCCUUACCCGUACCCGUGCUCGCGCUUGGCGGGAGCGCAGUGCCAGGCGGCCGGCGGCCUGGGCGGUGGCGCCGCACAUGCCUUGCGGACCCACGGUUACUGCGCCGCCUACGAGACGCUGUACGCGGCGGCGGGCGGCGGCGGCGCGAGCCCGGACUACAACAGCUCCGAGUACGAGGGCCCGCUCAGCCCCCCGCUCUGCCUCAACGGCAACUUCUCGCUCAAGCAGGACUCGUCGCCCGACCACGAGAAGAGCUACCACUACUCUAUGCACUACUCGGCGCUGCCCGGCUCGCGGCCCGCGGGCCACGGGCUGGUCUUCGGCUCUUCGGCCGUGCGCGGGGGCGUCCACUCGGAGAAUCUCUUGUCUUACGAUAUGCACCUUCACCACGACCGGGGGCCCAUGUACGAGGAGCUCAACGCGUUCUUCCAUAACUGAUCCUCUCGCCUGGUCCCCCUGCUUUUUUUUUCUUUGGCCUUUGCGCCCCACCCCCCAACAUCCCCACCCCCAAGGGCAGGGGCAUCCUCACCUUCCCGGCGCCGGGCGCGGGGAGCCGGGAGCGCAAGGGCCGACGCUGCAGGGCCUGUGGCAUUCCGGAACGCCGCGGGCCUCUGUAUCCCUGGGUGGCCCGUCCCAGGGGCCUGGCAUCCCCACCAGGGGACAAGCCUCCUCUCUACCCUCCCAUCCCCCCAAGGGUUCGCUCCUUCUUGAUCCCAGGAAGUGUUUCUCCAGGAACCUCUCUCCAGCGCUCCCCAGGGACCACCCC
Molecule: messenger RNA, 1672 nt
Organism: Ochotona princeps (American pika)
Lineage: Eukaryota; Metazoa; Chordata; Mammalia; Lagomorpha; Ochotonidae
Gene: NEUROD2
Product: neuronal differentiation 2
Exons: 2
Coding region: 196-1344 (382 amino acids)
Biological process (GO): regulation of DNA-templated transcription; nervous system development
Molecular function (GO): protein dimerization activity
Source: RefSeq, a predicted model, not a curated record